AUGAACUACGAUGAACCAACGAACUCUGCUCGAGAGAAGACAGACAUUUUGGACAAAUAUGCGGACAAAAUCAGUCUGGAUGAGUAUCUUGGAGGAAGUCAUAGAAAUACGAAGGAUAAGGCAGAAAGGGCUACAGUCGAGCAAGUUUUAGACGCUAGGACCAUUGGGUUUCUAUCAAAGCUUUUCAAAAAUGGUACAAUUACAAAAAUCAAUGGAUGCAUAUCAACAGGCAAAGAGGCUAACGUCUAUCAUGCUGUCAAUGAGGUGACAGGUAAGGAAUUCGCUGUGAAGAUCUAUAAAACUUCGAUUUUAGUCUUCAAGGACAGAGAGAGGUAUGUGGAUGGAGAAUUCCGGUUUCGUAAUACAAAAAAUCAGUCGAAUCCAAGAAAAAUGGUAAGGACGUGGGCAGAAAAGGAGUUCAGAAAUUUGAAAAGACUCCAUUCUAAUGGUAUUCUAUCACCAGCUCCCGUCGAUUUGAAGUCUCAUGUUCUUGUGAUGGAGUACCUCUCUAAAGGUGAUGGAUGGCCAUCACCAAGACUUAAGGAUUACAAGUUCAAAGAUAUUGAUCAGGUGGUUGAUUAUUAUCAGAGAUUGUUAGUUGAUAUGCGUCUAAUCUUUCAGAAAUGUCGUUUAGUUCAUGCCGAUUUGAGUGAGUAUAACAUCAUAGUUCAUCAAGAGGACUUGUACAUAUUUGAUGUGUCUCAAAGCGUUGAGCCAGAACACCCCAUGGCAAUGGAUUUUCUUAGAAUGGAUAUUAAGAAUGUUAACGACUACUUUUCUCGGGCUAAGAAGAUUAAUGUCUACCCUGAAAGACUUAUAUUCAAAUAUAUUAUAGGUCCGUAUUCUUUUAUGGAUCCGACCGGUGAAUCUGAGUCUGAGGAUAGAAUAUUCUUGAAGAAAUACUUGAAUAAACUACCGCUAAAGACGGACGACGAUGAGGAGCAGAAACAGCAGGACGAAAUAUUCCGAUCGUUGCAUUUAGUGACAUCGUUGCAUAACCUUGAAGAGAGAGACUUCAAGAGAUUUAGUGAGGGUAACGUGGAUACGUUACGAGAUUUGGUAUCUCCGGAGGUUAUGAGAACAAUGGACUGUACUGUACCUAGGGUUGCAGCCGAAGUGAAUGAGAGCGAGAGCAAAGACGAAAGUACUGAAGAAAGCGAUUUUGAUGAUGUUAGCGAUGACAAUUCUCCACCAAAGCUCAAAAGAUUUGAGGACAAAGAUGAUAAGAGAGUCAGAAAAAAAGCCGCCAAAGAGAAAGCCAGAGAAAAAAGAAAGAAUAAGAUGAGCAAGAGCCUAAAAAAAAGAUUGGUCAAGAAGGGUCAUAAACAUUAA
This is a messenger RNA of Brettanomyces nanus, 1332 nucleotides long. RefSeq lists its product as uncharacterized. The transcript has 2 exons. Gene Ontology annotation, biological process: maturation of SSU-rRNA. The record is from RefSeq and is a predicted model, not a curated record. Gene Ontology annotation, cellular component: preribosome, small subunit precursor; cytosol. Bases 1 to 1332 code for a protein of 443 amino acids. Gene Ontology annotation, molecular function: protein serine/threonine kinase activity; ATP binding. NCBI's taxonomy places the organism in Eukaryota, Fungi, Ascomycota, Pichiomycetes, Pichiales, Pichiaceae.